UUUCUUGUGUCUUCUAUGUCCAACAAUAAAAUAUACAAUUAAUAUUUUUUUUGCUCAAAAUACGUAAAAACUAAAGAAAUGGCCAGUUGAGGAACAUACAAAAAGCAGACUUGUAAGAACUUACAAAACCAUUGCUGUAUCUGAACGUGCCUCUGUAGCAGUUUGCCGUUUUAACAGGCCGUUAUUGAGCAGGGGACAAAAUGUGCUGAUUGUCUAAUGGUAAUUGAAACCAUGUAUAAAUCUGCUCCACCUCAGUGCAGUUACGGCUACUGGUCUCAACGCGAGGCUUGUGAAGUCCUCUGUGAAACAGUUUAAUUGCCUAAAGACUGAAAAGGAAAAGUCAAGAUCUGGGAUUUCAAAGAGCCAUUGCCAACCCCUUCUUGGCCAAUGUCCCAUAAAACAGUGCUGUAGUGUAAAAUACCAAACCAAACCCAUGUGUAGAAACAUGGAGCUUCCACCCUAAAUGUGACCAAGCCUCAGCAGUCCCAUCAAUGUAGUCUGUACCUGUAGCUGUCAUCAGUGACGUACUACUAACUCAAGGUGGUGUAUUUGUAAAUGCUGUAGCAGAUAAAUACAUGCUGGUGUGCAUGGAGAGACAGCAAUCAAAGUGAUAGUUCAGUAAAAUCGGUCACAUCCUCUUUUAAGAGUGGCUGCAAAUGAUUAAGUGAGAUGUGGGAUGUUUUCCUCGACUAUUUCACAUUCCUCAAUCAGCUCAAAACUGACACGAGGAGAGGAUUCCAGCCAAAGUCUCUAUUGUUUCAAUUUCUGAAGAAAAUCGGAGGAAAGAAAAACGUUGCUUCACUCUAAGAUAACAUAACAUAACAUAACUUCAAGUCUCUCCCUGUAUCUUUACUCUCACGAAACUGAUCAACUGUCUCAGCAUUAAGGCUAAUAAUGAAGAAUCCUCCGAUUCUAAGGCCUUACUGCGUUUUGAGGAGUUCACAAUAUGACGCGUAGGCUGUAACAGCAGUUAACAGUAUUGCUAGAGUUUUCCAGGACUUUGCCUCAGUGUAUCGUGGAUACAUAUCCCUGACCAGUGACCACAACCCUUUGAUCUCUCCCACUGUUUAUGUUUGGGAAAGAAAUUCCUCCAGUCUCAAAUCUUAAAAUCAUAUGUAAUCUUCCAACCUUUGUUAUUCUCACUCCACCUCCUUUUUCCCACUCAAUCGCUUUCCUGAUUUCUCAACCUCUCCCUCUCUCUUGUUUUGAUCCUGAUCUUUUUAUUUGAGUUAUUGAAGACUUAUUUUUCCUCUUUAUUAUUUGCGCUGGGGAGACUUCAAAUAUUUCCCUCCUACUCUUGUCUUUUCCUCUCUGUCCCCCUCCCUCUCUCUCUCUCCCCCCUCCCUCUUUCUAAUUUGCUUUCAUUACGGUUUCCUUUGAAGACUGAGGGUUCUCAUUUUUCCCAGCCUCUGGCUGAAGCAGCAAAGAUAACGUUUACUGUUUUCACUUCAGCACAAGCAAAGACUGCUGCUCCUAAGGACUUUUGGACGUUGACUGUUGCAUGCUUUCUGACCGCUCCUCUUAGCUGUGUCCAGUUGAGUGAGAGUACAAGACUUCCGUCUACACGUGACCAACGGGAAAGGAGUUGGACGUCUGUAUUCACACUACACAUCUGUCAAUAAGAAAGCUGAUUCAAUCUCUACUAUAUGACAACUGUUACACUACAUUACAGUAGCAUUGAAAUGAUAUCACUCCAGCUGUGGCCCCUCCUCCUCCCCGUUCUACUGGUCAACUUCUCCAACCAAUUAGACAACAACAAGAUCCCGCCCAGUCUGUGUACGGGACACCCAGGUAUCCCAGGUACCCCUGGGGUACACGGCAGUGCUGGUCAACCAGGAAGAGAUGGGAGGGAUGGGCGUGAUUCUGCCCCUGGGGAGAAGGGAGAGAAGGGAGACAGGGGAGAGCCAGGUGAGUCGGGCUUUAGGGGCUUCACUGGAGACCAGGGGAGCCCUGGCGAUAAAGGAGACAGGGGGCAGUCGGGGGAGUGCGCCAUCGCUCCUAAAUCAGCCUUCAGCGCCAAGUUGUCAGAGGGACGCACCAUGCCCGUGGCGGCGGAAGACGCUGUGCGCUUUGAAAAGGUAAUACUCAACGAGCAGGGCGACUACGAUAUGGAAACAGGACGCUUCACCUGCAAAGUGCCCGGUGUCUACUACUUUGCGGUCCACGCCACUGUCUACCGGGCCAGCCUGCAGUUUGACCUGAUGAAAAACGGUCACACGAUGGCGUCCUACUUCCAGUUCUACGGGAACUGGCCCAAGCCAGCGUCUUUGUCCGGGGGCUCGCUGCUGCACCUCAUCCCGGGCGACCAGGUGUGGGUGCAGAUGGCAUUGGGAGAGUACAGUGGUUUCUACUCCAGCUCUAAGACUGACAGCACCUUCACUGGCUUCCUAGUGUACUCGGACUGGAUAAACUCUGCUGUCUUCGCCAAGGGCGAAGUGGUAUAAACAUUGGGGAGACCAAGUUGGGUGUGGGGGCUGGGGGUCCUCCCCCAGAAAAUAUUUGAAUUUUUAAAACUAAUUUACUGCCAUUCUACAUGAUUCAUGGCCUCUUUAGAAGGUUAUUAGAAAACUCUGGUCUUUGCAUAAACACAUUAACCAAUGUUACAGAAAUAGCAGUAGGCUAUGGCACAUACCAUACUGAUGAGUUGUGAUGAUGAAUCAGGUGAACUGUGCUUCAGGUUAGCCAUUUGACUGCUGCUGUGCGAUGGUGAAUCGUUUUAACAGAUGUCUUGACGGUGGCCCUACAAAGUUUUUGGCCUACAUGUAUCAUUGUUUUUUUGCCUUUACAAACAAGGACUGCAUAUGGGGUUUAAAUGAGACAUGUUGGCUCCUGCAGUUGGUAGGAAUUGCUAACAUAAGAAGGUUAUAUUAUAUGUCCAGUUUUGUGGUGGAGACGUAAAGAGGAUUCAAUAAGGCAUCAUACAGGUAUGUGAGCUGUUUAGGGCUUCCAACUGUGACCAUCACUGACUGAUGAGUUGUAAAGUAUUCAAACUGAAGCCCUAAAAUACACUUUUCACAAUAUUUUAACUUAUCUGUCUGUGCAACCUUCAGUUAUGUCACCAAUA
Molecule: messenger RNA, 3064 nt
Organism: Coregonus clupeaformis (lake whitefish)
Lineage: Eukaryota; Metazoa; Chordata; Actinopteri; Salmoniformes; Salmonidae
Product: complement C1q tumor necrosis factor-related protein 5-like
Exons: 4
Coding region: 1647-2444 (265 amino acids)
Molecular function (GO): protein binding
Source: RefSeq, a predicted model, not a curated record